Messenger RNA from Mustela lutreola (European mink), 2263 nucleotides. RefSeq names its product ecdysoneless cell cycle regulator (gene ECD). Bases 278 to 2206 code for a protein of 642 amino acids. Gene Ontology annotation, cellular component: nucleus. The record is from RefSeq and is a predicted model, not a curated record. Lineage: Eukaryota; Metazoa; Chordata; Mammalia; Carnivora; Mustelidae. The transcript has 14 exons.
CUUUCAGAGCUUCCGCUGGCCUCAGGUAGCGGUGAGCCGUUUAGACUGACCUUGGGCAAGGCUUUGGCAAGCAGCUACUGGCAGCUCCCGACCGGCUCACGCGGUGGUAGGGGCGGUCCAGGAAAGUUCCGCCGCGGAGACUCGUGGGGGAGGCCCGGGAAUCGUAAGCGGAAUUGGCUUCCCUUUGUCGAAUGGAGGGAGGGAGUUUAGUCGGAGUAAAGAGCACCAGACUCCCGCUCAGUCCUCGACUGCGUGGUCGCUUCUUUUUCAAAGAAGAAUGGAGGAAAAUAUGAAGCUUGCUACAGUGGAAGACACUGUGGAGUAUCACCUAUUCCUGAUACCAGAUGAACCAAGGGACCCAGAAAAACACAAAGAGAUUCUUCAAAAGUAUAUCGAGAGGAUAAUGACUCAUUUUGCACCUUUGCUGGUCCCCUAUAUCUGGCAGAAUCAGCCUUUCAAUCUCAAAUAUAAACCUGGGAAAGGAGAUGUUCCUGCUCAUAUAUUUGGCAUGACAAAGUUUGGGGAUAACAUUGAGGAUGAAUGGUUUAUUGUUUAUAUAGUAAAGCAGAUUACCAAGGAAUUUCCAGAGUUAGUAGCAAGGAUUGAAGACAAUGAUGGUGAAUUCUUGUUAAUAGAAGCUGCUGACUUUCUCCCUAAAUGGUUGGAUCCUGAUAAUAGUGCCAAUAGGGUGUUUUUCUACCAUGGAGAACUGUGCAUUAUUCCUGCUCCAAGGAAACCUGGAGCAGUGUCCUGGUUACCCACCACACCCCCAACAGUCCCUCAAGCAUUGAAUAUAAUCUCAACACACCCAGAAGAAAUUUUAGCUUCAGAAUCUAUACGAGCUGCUGUGAAUAGGCGCAUCAGAGGAUACCCAGAAAAAAUUCAAGCCUCUCUUCAUCGCGCACACUGCUUCCUUCCAGCUGGCAUUGUAGCAUUGUUAAAGCAGCGCCCCAGAUUGGUGGCUGCAGGAGUCCAAGCAUUUUACCUACGGGACCCCAUUGACCUGAGAGCCUGUCGUGUUUUCAAGACUUUCUUGCCUGAAACACGAAUAAUGACAUCGGUGACUUUCACUAAAUGUCUCUAUGCACAGUUGGUACAACAAAGGUUUGUGCCAGACCGGCGGAGUGGAUACAAGAUGCCUCCUCCAUCUCAUCCCCAGUAUCGAGCCCAUGAAUUGGGCAUGAAGUUGGCUCAUGGAUUUGAGAUCUUGUGCUCCAAAUUUAGCCCACAUUUUUCUGACUCCAAGAAAUCCUUCAUGACUCCCUCACCACUCUGGGCUGGCUUCCUCGAAAGUCUGAAAAAGAAUGAUUACUUUAAGGGACUGAUAGAAGGUUCUGCUGAGUACCAGGCAAGGCUAGAAAUGGCAAAGAACUACUUCCAACUGUCAGUAAACCGAUCAGAAAGUUCUCUUGCUAUGAGCCCAGGUGAAGAAAUCUUAACCUUAUUACAGACCAUACCAUUUGAUAUAGAAGAGCUUAAGAAGGAAGAAGCUAAUCUUCCCCCAGAAGAUGAUGACCAGUGGUUAGAUCUCUCACCAGAUCAGCUGGACCAGCUGCUGCAGGAAGCUGCUGGCAAAAAAGAUGCUGAGCCAGUUUCCAAGGAGGAAGAGAAUUAUGACUUAAGUCAAGUCUCAGAAAGCAUGAAAGCUUUCAUUUCCAAAGUCUCAACCCACAAAGGAGCAGAGCUGCCUCGAGAACCUUCUGAGGCUCCAAUCACUUUUGAUGCAGACUCUUUUUUAAAUUAUUUUGACAAGAUUUUAGGGCCAAGUUCUCCUGAAUCAGACUCCGAUGAUCUGGAUGAGGAAGACUUUGAAUAUUUAGACAGUGAUGAUGACUUGGAUCUUAAAACACAGGAGACUGAGGAGGAUGCAUCUGUGAAAGGAACUCUUAAUAAUCUCAAGUCAUACAUGGCCCAGAUGGACCAGGAAUUGGCACAUACCAGUAUCGGCAAAAGUUUCACCACCCAGAAGCAAAUGGAACCUCUAUCCCAGACUACCAAUAAUAAUUCAGAUGAGGAAGAUUCUGGUGCAGGAGGAUCUAUUAUGACACCAGUGGAUGUAGACCUGAACCUGGUUUCAAAUAUACUGGAAUCCUAUAGUUCCCAAGCUGGACUGGCAGGACCUGCGUCGAACCUUUUACAAAGCAUGGGCGUACAGCUGCCUGAUAACACUGAUCACAGGCCUACAAGUAAGCCGAUGCAAGAUUAGCCAGCACACCUAGCCUUUCUUUUUUUCUUCUUAAAUAAAUAUUGAGUCUCAACUGUG